AGAGAAUAAUUCUUUUUUUUCGCCUUCACAUGAACCACUUCAUUUCCCCCCACAACCUCACACCCACCCACACCCCACACACACGCCCACUCAGGAGGAACACUCUCACGGCUGACAACCUCUACAUUGCCGAGAUUGCUAGCACUGGAGGGUCUAGUAUCAGCUUUAGCAUGUACGCCCGUUUGGAUGGUGGCUUCCUCAGUGGCAGUGCCUUGGCAACGGCUGUACUGAAUCAUCGUGAUGAGUUCACAGCUCUUGGUUUUGAAGUGACUGAUGUGCAGACGAUUGGCACUGAACCAACCUCUCUCCUAUAUACUAUUCUGACGACCAAUCAGAUCAUCGGUGUCAGAGUGGGGGGUGGUCUGGGACUGAUCCUGAUACUGGUUCUGAUUAUUGUUAUCACAUGCUGUUGUGUCAAGUGUCGAUCUAGACUACCCAAGAGUAAGGCCAGGGGCGGUGGUCUAGAGUUCAUGAACUCUAACACUGGUUUUAACCUUAAUCCUGUAGUCCACGAUGGACUGGAAGAACAAGCCGUGCUAGAGUCAGCUGAGGAGAAGAAAGUGGAUCUCAACUAUAUAGGCAGACAUUAAAAUAUUUGAUAGAUACUUAAUAGUAACGUAAAUAAGUGAAA
This is a messenger RNA of Halichondria panicea, 631 nucleotides long. RefSeq lists its product as uncharacterized. The transcript is spliced from 3 exons. The record is from RefSeq and is a predicted model, not a curated record. Bases 30 to 590 code for a protein of 186 amino acids. Lineage: Eukaryota; Metazoa; Porifera; Demospongiae; Suberitida; Halichondriidae.